CCACAAGAAUAGCCGUUCCGGACGCAUCAACCCUUUGCCGAGAUGUUGAUUCGUGUUUGGCAGCCGAUACUGACCGAUGGGAAUAAAACCAAACAGGAUUCCUUGUGGUGACUGAUCCUUCAGCUCCCCUCCCCCCUCAUCUUCUCCCAUGUCCGACUCUGAAAAGGUCCCCGGCGGCGAGCCUUCGCCAGCCGAAACCGCGCCUGCCAAACGAGAGUACAAGGAGUUCGGCCAUGACGAAGUGAAGGCUACGCACGCCCUGGUAGACAUGAGCACCAUCGAGUUGAAGGCGGAGGAUCUCUACGACAAGGAGAAGGUCGACCUGGAGACGAUCGUCAUUGACGACGUCUUCAAGCUGCUGCAGUGCGACGAGAAUGGUCUGAGCCAGGACGAGGCUACCCGUCGUUUGGAGCUUUUCGGUCCCAACAAGCUCGAGUCGGAGGAGCAGAACCCUUUCCUGCAGUUCCUUUCUUUCAUGUGGAACCCGCUCUCCUGGGUGAUGGAAGCCGCCGCUUUGGUUGCCAUCGCUCUGUCCAACGGUCAAGGCCAGCCUCCCGACUGGCAGGAUUUCGUCGGUAUCGUCCUGCUACUCCUCAUCAACUCGUCCAUCGGUUUCUACGAAGAGCGUGGUGCGGGUAACGCGGUCAAGGCUCUCAUGGAUUCGCUCGCACCCAAGGCCAAAUGCAAGCGUGGAGGUUCUUGGUCCGAAAUCGAGUCCGCCGACCUCGUCCCCGGUGACAUGGUUUCAUUCAAGAUUGGUGACAUCGUUCCCGCCGACUGCCGUCUCACCGAGGCCAUCAACGUGUCCAUCGACCAGGCCGCCUUGACUGGUGAAUCCCUGCCCCAGUCAAAGAAGCUCGGCGAUCAAUGUUUCUCGGGUUCCACUUGCAAGAACGGUGAAGCCGAGGGUGUGGUGAUCUCCACCGGUGCCAACACUUUCUUCGGUCGCGCUGCCUCCCUUGUCGGACAGGACGACGACACCACUGGUCACUUGCAGAAGAUUCUCGCCCAAAUUGGAUCGUUCUGUCUCGUUGUCAUUGGUAUCUUCGUCUUGGCGGAGAUCCUGGUUCUCUACGCUGGAUUCCGUUACUCUUACCGUCGUGGUCUCAACAACAUCCUUGUGUUGCUCAUUGGUGGUAUUCCCAUCGCCAUGCCUACCGUGUUGUCUGUCACCCUGGCCGUCGGCGCGCAACAGCUUGCCAGCUACAAGGCCAUCGUCACCCGUAUCACUGCCAUCGAGGAACUUGCCGGUGUUACCAUUCUGUGCUCCGACAAGACUGGUACUUUGACCACCAACAAGCUCACCAUUGAUCGCCAGACCCUGGUUACUUACUCGUCUUUCUCUGCCGACGACGUUAUCCUUCUGGCUGCCUACGCGUCUCGCACUGAGAACCAGGAUGCCAUCGACACCUGUGUUGUUGCCUCUGUCGGUACUGAGCGCGCUCGGGCUGGGAUCAAGCUCUUGGACUUCAAGCCGUUCAACCCCGUUGACAAGCGUACCGAGAUCACCUACCGUGAGGAAGCCACUGGCAAGCUGAAGCGUGUCACCAAGGGCAUGACUGGCGCCAUCAUUGAGCUUUGCACCCGCAACAAGACUGAGGAGCUCGAGGCCAAGCUCGAGAAGGACGUCGAGGAGUUUGCUACCCGUGGACUGCGUUCUUUGGCUGUCGCCUUCGAGGAGCUUGAGAGCACCGACCACGAGGCUGAGGGCAACGGUUUCGAACUCAUCGGUCUUCUGGCCAUCUUUGAUCCUCCCCGUGAUGAUACCAAGCAGACCAUCGACGAUGCGAUGGCUCUCGGUGUGAAGGUCAAGAUGGUUACUGGUGAUCAGCUCGCUAUUGCUAAGGAAACUGGACGUCGUCUCGGUCUCGGUGAUCACAUGUACCCUGCCAAGGUUCUCAAGGACGGACCCACGCCCGGUGGCAAGCACGCGACUCUGGAUGAGAUGAUCAUGGAUGCGGACGGUUUCGCUGGUGUCUUCCCCGAGCACAAGUACGAGAUUGUCAAGCGUCUCCAGGGUCUCGGCCACCUUUGCGCCAUGACCGGUGACGGUGCCAACGACGCUCCCGCUCUUUCCCGUGCCAACGUUGGUAUCGCUGUCGAGGGUGCCACUGACGCUGCUCGUGGUGCUGCCGACAUUGUGCUUACCGAGCCCGGUCUUUCCACCAUCGUGCACGCCAUCCGCGGCUCCCGUGUCAUUUUCCAACGUAUGCGCAACUACUCGAUCUAUGCCUGCGCUGUGACGAUCCGUAUCGUGGUCUGCUUCGCCAUUCUGGCCUUUGCGUACAAGUUCGACUUCCCGCCGUUCAUGAUUCUGAUCAUCGCGCUUCUCAACGACGGAACGAUCAUGACCCUGUCUGUUGACCGUGUGCUGCCGAGCAACACUCCGGACUCUUGGGACUUGACCGAGAUUUUCUCGUACGCUGUGGCUUACGGAUUGUACCUGACCAUGUCCACUGUUGCGUUUGUGAUCAUCAUCCUCGAGACGACCUUCUUCCAGGACAAGUUCGGUGUCAGCCUUGAGACUUUCCCUGUGCAGCACAACGACCGUCAGCUGCACAUGGUUGUCUACCUGCAGGUGGCCAUCAUCUCGCAGGCGCUCAUCUUCGUCACUCGGUCGCACAGCUUCUUCUUCAUGGAGCGUCCGUCGACGGCUCUGUUCUGCGCGUUCUGCAUUGCCCAGCUGAUCUCGAGUAUCAUUGCGGUGUACGCCAACUGGGGCUUCACUCAGAUCCAGGGUGUCAGCGGUGGUUGGAUCGGUAUCGUGUGGAUCUGGGUGAGUCGCGUGUCUGCCUGUGUGCGCGUUGGUCUUUUUUGCUGAACGAUGUUUGCAGGACAUCCUCUGGUUCGUGCCUCUGGACUGGAUCAAGUUCGCGAUGAAGGCGACCGUCAUCAAGCACCUGCGGGAGCGCCGCGAGGCUGCUGCUGCUGUUGUUGCCGCCUCCACCGACGGUGUUCCGAUGACGAGGACCCAGUCCCGUGCGGCGUCUCUCCACGAGAGCUUGUACUCCAACCGUGUCAGCUUCAUCAAGCGUGCUGCCCGCAAGGUUGGCUUUGGGCAGAAGCUGUCGAUCAAGCCCGAGGAGCUCCAGCGCUUCAGCUCGAUCCAGGCGCAGCGCACGGGUGCCACGCUUGCGCGCAACCCGUCGCGGACCCCGGCAUAGAUCCCGCCGACGAUCGUCCACAAUACACUCUAGACCUGCCCUUGACUUGUACAACAGACGUCCGAUAUACGACUGCUACCCUUCGCUUGACGAUGCGCUAUCCUCCUGCACCCUAUUUACCCAGCAUACCAUCAGCUUCAACCUCAUCCUUAUUCUGCCCAUCUUCUUUGCGAUGCCUCGCGCAUCGCUACCGUAAUAGUUUCUCAUUAAUAUGGAGGCUUGGUGUCGAUAGAUAGCAUGGUACGAUACGACUGACGACUAUGUUGACUCGCCAUAUUGCCUUUGAAUACAAAAUGAAUGUGAUGGAUGUAUUAAA
Molecule: messenger RNA, 3480 nt
Organism: Mycena citricolor
Lineage: Eukaryota; Fungi; Basidiomycota; Agaricomycetes; Agaricales; Mycenaceae
Source: the annotation of a GenBank genome assembly